UGGUUUGUUCAUAUUUAGAAUUCUUAAACCUGAUUUGUAUGUAAAAAAAACAUGCACGUUGUGGCUGAGAAUGUAGAAUCCGACUCUGGCCAAGUUAAGACUGACUUCGGCCGAUGGGAACAGACUGAAGAAGAAGUGAAUGUCAUUGUGGAUCUCCCUUCUAAUCCAGGGUUCAAAGUCAAGGGCAAAGAUGUGGCUGUGGUGGCCACGCCUACAUCACUGGCUGUUUCAGUUUUUAAGGAGCAAAAAUUGAAGAACAGAAAUAAUAUUUGGCAGAAGUUGAAGGGAGACCUGUUUGCUUGUGUCUCUCCAUCUGACAUGGUGUGGACGAUAGACGACAACAAACUACACAUCACACUUAUCAAGGCACUCAAGGGAUCCACUCACUGCUGGACUUCCCUCUUCAAAGACGGACCACCACACUCACAGUACACUGCAGACCCAUGGACCCUGGAUAAUAUGAGGAAACAGUUGACCAGAGAGAGGUUCCAGAGAGAGAAUCCAGGCAUGGAUUUCAGUGGGGCUGAAGUGACUGGAAAUUACCAAGGAGGAGGACCCGAACUACCUUCAUAGUAGUUUUGGAAACUUUUUCUCAAACUCAGCCUAUAGCUUUCCGGCCUGAAAACUAAUUAUGCUUUUUCUAAAAAAAAACAUGGAAAUAAAUGUGUCUUUUGCUUUACCUCGCAAUCUUUCAUUAUAUCUAUCUUGGUUUUAUUCAAUAUGUUAACUUUCAACUAAUCUUAAUAUACCUGAUUAAAUGUCGUCUUAUUCAUUCAACCAAUAAUUUCUUUGC
This is a messenger RNA of Symsagittifera roscoffensis, 793 nucleotides long. Its product is annotated as nudC domain-containing protein 2-like. Gene Ontology annotation, cellular component: cytoplasm. Lineage: Eukaryota; Metazoa; Xenacoelomorpha; Acoela; Convolutidae. Gene Ontology annotation, biological process: protein folding. The record is from RefSeq and is a predicted model, not a curated record. The transcript has 2 exons. Bases 52 to 573 code for a protein of 173 amino acids.